Messenger RNA from Chroicocephalus ridibundus (black-headed gull), 3372 nucleotides. It is a transcript of the gene GP1BA, whose product is annotated as glycoprotein Ib platelet subunit alpha. The record is from RefSeq and is a predicted model, not a curated record. Gene Ontology annotation, cellular component: plasma membrane. The coding region runs from base 139 to 2301 and encodes 720 amino acids. The transcript has 2 exons. Lineage: Eukaryota; Metazoa; Chordata; Aves; Charadriiformes; Laridae. Gene Ontology annotation, molecular function: protein binding.
GGCCAGACGUCCUUUCGCACCACAUUCAGCGGAUGUCCAGCAAGCAUGGACCGUUCCAAGGGAAGGCAUCACUGUUACUGCUGAAUUCACAGGCUUCUCAGGAACGAAAGAGGAUGCACUUGCGUGUGUGCCAGGGCCAUGAGGGUCCUUGCCGUGCUCCUGCUCAUCCUCCUGGCCCUGCUGCCUCCAGCCAGCACUACCAACCCUGGCCAGCCCUGCCUGUCGGAGAUGAACAAGGUCAAGGACCUCCUGGAGGUGAACUGCACAGGGCAGGGUCUCAGCGUGGUGCCCCAAGACCUGCCUAGGGACACGGGCAUCCUGCUGCUCAGCGGCAAUCGCCUGGUGUCCCUCUCCACUGACGCCUUCCUGCCCCUCGCCCAGCUGCAGGACCUCGACCUGUCUGACAACGGGCUGGUGGCUCUGCACACUGGGGACACGUUGCCGUCCCUGAGGGAGCUGAUCCUCUCUCGCAAUGCGCUGGGGGCUCUUCCCGCCCUGCACGGCCUGCCCUCACUCACCCGCCUGGCCGUGGCCCACAACAGCCUGGUGGCGCUGGCCCCGAAGGCUUUCCUCACUGUGGCGCGGCUGCAGGACCUGGACCUGCGAGGGAACCAGCUGCGGACUCUGCCCCAGGAGGCCUUUGUGGGGCUGAGGGCACUCAAGGACUUGGACCUCUCAGACAACCUCCUGGAGGAGCUCCCCAAGGAGCUGCUGCAGGAUCUGCAAAAGCUGGAGACCCUCUGGCUUUCAGGGAACCGCCUGCGGACCCUGCCCACCGGCUUCUUCCCUGAGGGGCACCUCUUCGCCUAUGUCUUCCUCACUGAGAACCCCUGGCACUGCGACUGCGACCUGCGCUACCUGCGGUCCUGGAUCUUGCAGAAUGAGGGCAGUGUCUAUCAGCCGGAGCGAGGCCUGGAGAAGACAAAGGUGGAGGUUGCCCCGGAGAGGGUGCUGUGCCACAGCCCCGCUGAGCAUCAGCGGAAGCCCGUUAUCCGCUUCAAGCCCAACUGCCGCAAUGUGGGGGAUAUGGACGAGGAGGAAGAGGAUGAAUAUGAUGAGGAGGAAGAACCAAUGGAGACAACUACCAUGAUCCCCUUCUCCCCCAGCCAGCCAGACAUCCCCAGAGAGCAAACUACUCUUCCCCAUGUUGUUACCCGGUCUCCCCUCGUUACUGCAAGACCUAACCUCAGCUCUGCCCUCACCCCAAGCACUUCGCAUGCAAUGCCUGCAAGCACCAGAGCUCCCAGCACCACCACCCCUGCGCCAGCCAGUCCCACCAUCACCCCCACACAGACCCCCAGCACUGCUGCCAUUCUCACUGCUGCUCCCGCCAGCACCCCACACAGAUCCACCACUCUCGUCUUCACCACCUCACUGCCAACCACUGUGAGCACCAGACCUCCCAGCAACAGCAGCCAUCCCCAAAUGGCCCUCACCGCCAGCACCACCAACACCCAUGCCACUCUCAUGGUGUCCACGGGCCCAUUUUCCACCACCUCCACCGCAGUGCCUUCUACUACCAUGCCAGAGGCCUCUUCCGUUGUCAGAUCUUCAUCUUCUCCUCUCACACCGACCACACCGAUCGUCUCCACCACCAUGCUUUCCACUCAUGCCCCAACGCCGCCAGCUCCCCUGGACACCACGCGCUUCACCCAGUCUGCACCUUCCCCUCCACCUGCACCUCUCCCCCUCUGCCCAUGCUCCAUCCAUGCUCCACCAUGGCUGGACGUACCCAUGCUGCACUCACGGGCCGGUGGGGAGGGCCCGCAGUGGGGGCAGUGGGUGCUGAGGCAUUGCUGCCUAUUGCGCUGGGUGCUCUACCUGGCCUCCUUGGCUUUGCUGGUCCUGACCGUGCUGGCUCUAGCAGGCUGGCUGGUGUGGAUGUGUCUGAUGGGACGGCCCUCCUGGCAGAAGUCCCUGCAGACCCAAGAGGUGCAGUAUCCACUGCUGAGGCGGAGGGAGUCAACAGGAAACCCUGUGAUGCAUCUCAGCAGCUUCAAAAGCCCCCUCCGGCGCCCCAUGUUCUGUACCAUCAAGGAAAUAGAGUUGUGCCCAGAGGUCACUUACUGCACGAUUAAAGACCUGGGGAUACAGCGCAGUCCUCCUGCAAGUUCCUCCUUCUGCACCACAAAGGAGCUGUGGGUCCACCAUAGGCCUCUGAAUUCUUCAUUCACGUCUUUCUCCAGGAAGCUGAGGGUAACAAACCUCAGCUCCCUGAGGACCCCUUCUGCCUACAGCCUGGACAGGGGUGUCAAGGCCAUCGGUGAUGUCAGAGUGAAAUAUGCUGGCAACACCUUGUAACUGCUUCUGUGUGUUUAGAGAAAGAGAUGGAGGGUCAUGUCUCUGCUUCACGUACCCUCAUUUUACAAGGGAAAGAUCUGCUUGCCCAUAUGGAAGCCAUCCAGCUCCUUCCCCUAGCAUUACCCUCCCACGCUCUGAGGUUUCUUUGUCUGAAAUAAUUACUUGGGUACUGGUCGGGGAGCGAUGUCCUAAACUGGUCGUGGGAUGAUUGAUGGAGGUGACUUAGAAACUAAUGUUAUAUUCACAUUUUAAGAAAAGGUACAGCGUUGAAGAAACUUCCAGGGUGGAGUGCAGCUGAUAUGCAACGAACGUGUUCCCCUGUAGUUCCCUAGGCCCCGCAAUCUUAGAGUCAGCAGAUUGUAAGGUGGAAAAAACCUGCAUAGAGAGCGGGAUGGUGUGAAGAUAUCGUAGCCAAACUCUGUGCAUCAGCACAGGGAAUGGGAACUUAUGGCACUGUGAAUACUGAUAAGCUGCAUCGUUGUUACCCUGAGCCAACAGUUUCUUAUUUUUUGUAGAACUCAUGCCCUUAAGUUGAACUUUGCUUGUUAUAAUGUCAUUAUAAUACCAAAACACACCUCCAUCCUAAAGGCUACCCACCUCCAAGGUGUGACCACCCCCUCACUGUGUCUGCACUCUGAAUUUUUGCUAGUCUAUACCUUUAAAUGCGAAGGGAGGACAUUUUACACCAAUCGUGACACAGGUAUGUAUGACUAGAGUCCCUCAAGCUCCACCCGAAAGGUAAAAAGUAGUAUAAAGAUGGUUUAAGAAUAGAGAGAUAUUGUGGAAGAUACCGUCGCAGACAAGUCAGGAAGACACCAUCAUGAACCAUCGCUGACUUCUGGCACCAGCUGACAGGCUGAGCCUCUUCCCCCCUCAUAGGAACACCUACUGGAAGAGAUCCGAAGACUCAGCUGUACCCAGUGCUUCCCUGGGAAACUUAGAAAUCUCUGUGUAGAGUUGUUCUACGCUACUAUCUUACUCAAGUUGUUUUAUGCUGGUGUAUUACUUGCAUGUGCUUUGCAGACAGUGUAUUAUCAAUGACAAUCCAAAAGACUCUGCAAUUCUGUGGCU